Penaeus indicus is the source of this 3171-nucleotide messenger RNA. RefSeq lists its product as uncharacterized. Lineage: Eukaryota; Metazoa; Arthropoda; Malacostraca; Decapoda; Penaeidae. Bases 763 to 1998 code for a protein of 411 amino acids. The transcript has 5 exons. The record is from RefSeq and is a predicted model, not a curated record.
CGCGCGCGUGUGUGCGUCAGCGAGGUGUGAGAUGGGUUUCCACCGUGACGUGGAGACAGUUAGACAAAUGAGACGCACAGAUCGGCGGAUAGCCAUUUGUCUGUGAUGAGUUGUAAAGUGCUGUGUUGAAUUGAAAAAAAGUGAAUUUUGAACUUUAUUCAGUAGCUUCUGUUGCCAUUUCCGUGUGACGAUGUGACUGGUUGUCAUGUUCCUGUCAGAUCCGUUAAUGUCUUUCUGCUGGCCUACCACGAAGCUUUAAAGAGCAAGAAACAAAAAAAACUAGAACAGUGAGAAUGGACAAAGGAAAUAUAAGGAAAACUUGACAGUGGUGAUUGGACAUGAAGUAUAUACUUCGGUGAAAAUAUGAGACGUAAGAACUAGUGUAAACGUGUGUAAUGGUACAACAGCUGGAAAACGGUACACAUAAGAAAAUAAAGAAGAGAAUGAAUUCAUGCCUUCCCAUGAGAACCGCAUGUUUGAGCUUCGAACCUUCCCGGAGAGAAACAUUGGUCCCUCAGACUCACACAAUAGCAGGCUGGUGCCCCGUCCCGUGCUGUGAGCGUCGGCCCAGCGGUCAUCAGGAGCGCCAGCGUAACCAGACACUCCCCUGCUUGGUAACAGCAGCGCUCACGUCGCCUCGCGGUCCCCCGGAAACAGCAUCUCGCAGAGUCCUGCCACCCCCUCUUGUUCCUGGCACGGGAGCGGCUCUGUCAGCGGCGGUAAGAGUCGUCCGCCUCCAACGACGGAGGCGACGGCGGCGGGAUGCGGACGCGCGAGUCGUGGCCGCCGCUCGCCGGGGAGUCGAGGACGGCCUCCGCGGAGCUGCGUCCGGGGAGGGCGCCCAGGCCUCCCGAAGGCGGCGGCCCGGGCGAGAAGAGCGUGUGGAAGGGCGUGUUCUGCAUGUGCUUUCGGAAGGCCGCGCCCAAAAAGGAAAUGGGUUAUUUGCAGCGGCUUCACCACCGAAUCAAAUGCCUGAAGAAGGUACGUGCCAGUCUUCCCUCCCGCAACGCCAUGGCCUGGCACGAGGCUAAGGUGUUGUACGUGUACGAAGGCAUAAGCGGCAGUGUGGGUGAGGCCAUGGCUGCCGCGCGCGACCGAGCCACGCGCUACAGUAGUGUGCAGCAGGACACUAUCCUCGGCUACCCUAUCCAGGUCCCACUACCUGACGGGGAGGAGAGGCAAUAUACGCUACCCUCCAUGAAGCACCACCUUACUGGUUCAGAACAGGAGGCAGAAAUAACAAGGGAAUACAUCAAACCACCAGCCAACAAAACGUUAUUUGAUGUGGAGUGUGACGUAUCGCACAGAUCCUGUUCAGAAGGAUCCUUCCCUAUACAGAGUGAGUGGGGCGUGGGGCACGGCGGGUCGCACCACCACUCCCAACACCAGCAGCACCGGUACUCAGCCCCCAUGGAUCCCCGGGCAACGCAACACCCAGCGGUAUCUGCGUCAUCUUCAUCUUCAUCCUCGUCGUCGUCGUUGCCAGGCUGGGGAUGCGGGGACGAGGGCAGGGGGUCGCCGAGGAGGAUGCGGAAACCGGGAGGACUAGGGCAGCGAGGCACACAGCUCCUAGCGAACAUGGUGGCUCCGUUCACAUCGCCCAAGUACGCACCGCACCAGGAAGGAAGCCGACGAGGAGGCCGGCACCAAGGUAUGGGGACCAGUUCUCCAUCGCCAUCGCAUGACAUUAACAUCUCCAUGCCCUACUGCCCAGCGGCCACCACCUUGGCGGAUAUCACCAUGGUGUCGGUGCCGUGUGGACCAUCGGCUCGCACAGCUCAUAGUCCCAGUCACUCCUCGGUGCCAGGUGGCUCACAAGGAGUCCAUAUGAGUAGUAUGGGCCUCCCACACACCUCUGGACAGUCCUCACAGUCACGCUGCAGUCCAACUGCGGACCAUGACUUUCCGCCCUUAUAUACUGAGGUGAUAGAAAAUCCCACCUUAUAUACAAGUGUUAGUAGACCCUCAGAACCAAGGACAAACAGUGGGAAAAUAUGACCACCAAGUCUUUUACUUAGUCUUUCAAACAUACUUUAUAAUAUCACUUAAGAUGUACUUGUUGUAAUGAAAGUUGUUAUAUCCCCUGGGAUGUGAUAGUGUGACGCGUGAUACAGUGCUGAAGCCAGCAGGUGUCUUGGUGCUCAGUGGUGGUGGGCCGGUGCUCAGGCUCACUCCUGUGCAUUACCAACUGCCAGCGUGCAUGUGCACUCAGGUGUGUGAGGGUGGCCAGGUGCGGCCCUGCCAAAUGUAUGACCAAAUACAUGUCAGCAGGGCAUGAAGUGUGCAUUCGGAUUCACCAAAUGGGACCGGUGCAUACACAAGGACCAGAGCAGUUGGGACCAGCCGCUGUAGUGGUGGAUGAAGGAGUCACCAGUGCCUGGGGUCCCAAGGACCAGUGCCAGGGUGGCUGGCAGCAGUGCAGAUCUGCCACACACUGUUUUGUACUGCUAACAGUCACCUGAUGGCUCACACAGUGUAUUGUAGAGUGCUGCAGCAUUUCCAGGGCCAAGUCCCAUAUGUGAUAGGCCUUCUCUCUGUAUCUGAGUGGACAAGUGAUGGAGUGUGGUGCGUGGCGAUGGCUGAGGGAAUGUGGCUGGGUGACCUGUAGCUUAGACACAGGCAGACCAGAGACUCAGGGAACAUUGCAAAACCUUUGUAUUGCUCUUCUCAUUUGAGAAACAAGUGAUGGCAUUGCUAAUGGAAGUAAAUAGUAUGUAAUUGGUUAAAUUUAAGUUCCCUGGGACUGGGCGGGGUGAGACUGGCUAUGGAGGUGUGGCAGAGUGGUGGCGGUGGCAAGAUUGUUGUUACUGCCACUUGUUCCUCACUAUCACGUGCUGUGCUGUCUAGUCUGGAGAGGUGGAUGGCCAUGGCAAGUGACACAUCCUGCCUCCUGAUCUACUACAAGGUUCACACUCACAUAUUCAUGUUAUUACUCCCACUCAGUGACACAUGCACACCUCCUGGCUUGACUAGCCCCUUGUGGAGUAGAGUCCCGUGGGCAACAUUAACUGUUAUUCCACUGCCAGGUAUAUAUUAGGUUUUGUAAGACUUGCCUGUAAUUCAUUGUUCUGCCCUGUUGGCAGGUUAUAUUCCUUCCACCCCAGCUGCAAAGCAGUCAUUGCGAGAAUGUAUCAGAGGUGUAUGGUGCCACAAUAAAUGAGAUUGUGUGAA